Molecule: messenger RNA, 3229 nt
Organism: Eupeodes corollae
Lineage: Eukaryota; Metazoa; Arthropoda; Insecta; Diptera; Syrphidae
Exons: 4
Coding region: 219-2180 (653 amino acids)
Biological process (GO): regulation of cytokinesis; positive regulation of protein localization to cilium; positive regulation of cilium assembly
Cellular component (GO): midbody; ciliary basal body; centrosome
Source: RefSeq, a predicted model, not a curated record
CAAUUUCUGUCUUCUGUCAUAAAAACUUCAUCAAAAACUAAGAAAAAGAAACCAAAACGAAAAAAGGAGACGAAGCAGAAUUUUUCCUUUUCUACUAAGAUCAAUUUUUCAUAAUUUUUACAAAACAACGUCUUUCUAAACUUAUCUCGAUUUAUAUAAAUCUCAUAAUUGAUUUUAUUAUAAAUAAGACACAUAACACAAACAAAAUAUAAGAAGGCAUGGCAAAUGAAAACGAAGAAAUCCUCCAAAACAACAACGAGACAGAAGGCAAUGAAACACAGACGACAAUUAUUGGAGAUAAAUUGAGGAAGAUUUCGUUGGGUGGCUGUAAUACGGUUCCAAGUCAGCCUGUGGCCACAACUAAUGGCGAUGCCACAGACAACAGCUGUAAACCAACAACAAAAUUCAACACUCCAAGCACAGCGGCAACAGGAGCAUUGGGAGACUACAAAAAUAUCCGGGCAACAACAACCAGUGCAAUUCACAGUGAGACCCACACACAGCAACCAGUUCGACGGGAGGAGAAUCCUUUUUCCUUUAAACAUUUUCUCAAUCGCGAACCAUCUUCCAGCAGCAGUGCUACCAGUAGUAGUUUCGUCAUAAGCACCACCCCACUGAGUUCUGAAAGAGAUUCAGCAGUAAACAACAAUGAUACAGGAACGACAUCGUCAUCGACGACGACAAUGUAUCAGACUUCAACAGGGGCGCGGCCAAAAGUUCCUCAGUCAUCGUCCUCGUCGUUGAUUGGUGGUAAUAGUGCCGCCACUUCUACUGGUGGCAAUGGAAAUGUGAGCAAUGCAGUUCCCACGGAGUCUUCAAAGAUGAAGCGGUCGCCGCGAUUUUCCUCCUUCGACUCGCAGGCGAGUCUAGCUGAGUACGCAGCGACCGGGAGUGGAAUGUUGGGCGGUGUUAGUGGUUCAUCGUCCUCGGCAGGAAUCAACACCCGAUCAUCGCCGAGUUUUCGAAUCAGUCAAAACACUGACGAUGAUGCGAGCUCGGCUGCUCCAAAAGAGGAUCUCCUCGCCGCAGAUCCCGAUCGGCAACAGUUUGUUCCCAGACGGUCAUACUCCAACUACGAUAUUGAAGUGCAACCAUCGCCUCGGAGAAGAGUUCCCGAUGCCGCUCGGCCAGCACGGGGCUUUCCCAAGCCCCAAAUCAGCCAGAACCAUCACAGUUCCACAAGUAAUCCCAAUCAGCGUCCACCGAAUCCUGAGUUUGCGGCAGCAGCUCUGCCAGACUUUGUCCAGGACCACUGGAUGGACGCGUGGUAUUGCAAUGAAAUGAACCUACAUUCACCGCCAAAUUCACCGAAUUCUCCGAUUGACUUUGUCGAGGAUAUCACCGGGGGAGUUGCCAGCUCCGCCUCUGCAGGUAGCAAUACCUGUCAAGGGGCAGACACCAAAUGCCAGACCUUGCCUGAUUUUCUCUCAGACGGUCCGAUAAUCCACUCCUCCCAGCGUUUGGCGGAUGUGGCAGCCGGCCUACCAGCUGCCGCCAAUUGGUCGAAUAUGGAUUCGCCGGAGGAUGAUUCACCGAGUUUGCAACUAUCGAGGCUGAGGCUAGAGAACGAGAGGCUUUGCAUUGAACUAAACGAGACGCGUCAGGCUCUGGGCGAGCAGACGAGACGAACAAAUGAACUAGAAAGAUCUCUCGAACAAGCACGAUCCAUGGAAUCGGCAUACAAUCGAACAAUGGCGCAGAAUAUUGGACUGGUGGAGGAGGAUCUAGACCAAAGUAAGAAGCGCACAAUUGCUGCAGAAAAUCAAGUGGCUAAAUUGAAUUUACAAGUUAAACAAUUGACAGCGGAAGUCAAUGGACUUCGAAAGGAAAAUGAAUCGCUUCGAGAUGGUGGCGGCGAUGGAGCUGUAGGUGGGAGGAGCAAUAAUGAACAGAGGUCGACCGCAGCCAGUUCCUCGUCGAGAAAUAGACCGUCCAGAUCGCUACAGAUCUCCAGAGAACUACAAAGAGCCGCAGCCACUGCUGAAAGCAAUUUAAGGCAACUCUUGGCUGGUGUGGAUAAUCUUCGUCAGUUGGCGGCCGAUAUCGAAAACACAGAUAGCCGCUUCGAGUACGAUGAUUCUUUUAAUUCAUCAACCUAUCCACCGAUGUCUGACGAUUUUGUAGAAGGCGGCGGCGGCGGUGAUGACUAUGAUGACUACACUGGCGGACCAUCCUUGUAAUAAACUAAACAAAAAACUAACACAACAAAAACUAAAAAUGCAAUGUUCGCACCUCCCUCCUCCUCCCUGCAUAGAACACUUCACUAAAACAAAACACAGAAAAAACCUUGCUGCUGUUUGAAUCAUCAAAUUAAAAAUUUAAAGAAAAGAAUAUUUUCAGCUUUGGCAUACAAAAAUAAAAAUACAAAAAGCAAUCUUACGCCAGCUCAAUGUGAAAGUGUUAGACAAAAAUAUAAAAUAUUAAAAACUAUAUUGUUCAAAUUUUAAUUAUUUAAUUUAUAACAAAAAAAAACAUAAACAAAACAAUUUUUGUUCUUCUUGUUUUAUAUAAAUCGUUUUUAUUUUAAACUUUUUUUAGUUGGACUUUUAUUAAUAUUUUUAUUAUUAUGUAUAUCUCAAGCCUCUUUAUAUGCAAAUAAAAAACGCAUAAAUGGCUAUAAAAUAAAAACAAACAAAAACCUUGAAAAAUAUAAAGAAAAAGAAACUAAAAUUGAGUGAUAAAAGAAAUAAGAUAGAAAGAAAGAACAAAAGAAAAAUAUGCAUAUUUAUUUUCAAAGAAAGAAACCAUUUUCUUUAAUAGUUAUAAUUUUUAAAAAAUACAACAAAUUAUAUUAAAGAGGAAACAAGUAUUUUGUCUCUUAGUUUUUGUUUAAAUUAAGUUAACAAAUUUUAGGAAAAGAAACUUAUUGAAAAAGAGGAAAAAGAAGAAGAAAGAUUUAAAAAAAAGAAAAGGAAUAUUAAUGUUUAAAUUAUGUAAUUAUAUUAUUAUUAUUAUUGCUAUAUUAUAUAAACCUACCUAUUGAUAACCUAUGGCUUGUGUUGGUACAACUGAAAGUAUAAUACAUUUAUAUGUAAAUAAAAUAUACGUAUAUAUUAUUAUUAUAUACAUAUAUAUAAAUAUAUUUUAAACAAAUCGAAAAAAAGAUUGAUAAAACUAUACUUAUAGCAAAACAAAGUGAUUAAAAUAAAAACAAACAUAUUUCAAAAAAGAAAAAAACAGAAAGCACUUAAAAAGGAAAAUUAAUGAUGAUGAUUAAUUAUUAUUAUAC